AUGCCUAAAAUCUCUGACGAAAACUUCAUCUCCGUUGAUAAGUCUACUAUGGGACUCAUGACUACUUCCAUUAAGGACCAAGAUGGCACUUGGACCGUUGUUGGUUCUAAGAGCAAAAAACCUUCAUUUCCUACUUUUAAGGACAAUAAAAAUGUGCUUGCAAAUCGUAUUGGCGAAAAUGUUUCUCUCAAGAAACCUACUCUAAACGCAUCCAAGGCAUUGCCAGAUCACCAGAAUCGCCCUCUUGUUUCUAAGCAUGCUCCUAAACCAGUUUUGUCCAACUCAAAUAAAGAUAACAAGAUUGGUAUUUCAAAUUCUCAUCCUCUUUCUAGUGUUUGGGCUAAGAAGUAUCAGACACCUUUGGUUUGCACUGACUGUGAAGACUCUGGUGAUAAUAUUGAAAAUCACCCUCCUGUUCGUGCUAAAUUUGGACCUUCUGCUUCUGUAGCUACUACCCCCAAUGUUUUGGAGUCAGUCUCCAAUGCUAAGUCUCACUUGACUCCUUUGUCUUCAUCUAUCGAUAAUUUCCCUGAAAAUGGGUUCAAGUACAUUGAGCCUCGAUUUGUUUAUGAUAUUAAUUGCGUUGUGUUUGUGGGAAACGUUGCUCCCACAACUACACAAGAUAUGCUCAGUCUUGUUAAAUCUGUCAACCUGAAGAAUGCCGUCACUGGACGCAACAGAAGAGACUAUGCCUUUAUAAAGUUUCUUGUACCCGAGUCGGUCAACAAGGUACUUAACCAUAAAGAGCCAUUGGUGUUGGACGGUGCUACCUUAGAGGUUCGUCCCAGAGCUGGAAACGCAGGCACUGAAGACUUUCAGUGCUCUCAUUUUCCCAGUACUACUACCUCAGAGAAGAUUGAUCCUGCUAUCCAGCACUUUCGCACCAUCUUGGUUGAAAACAUUCCGAAUCAAUGGUCUCCCCAGUUUUUUUAUCAGUGUUUUACUGCAUAUGGUAGGCCUACUGGGUGCUUUAUUUAUGAUGAUCUUGAUUCCAAUGGAAUGAAGAGAGGGUUGAUUGAAAUGGAAAGUGCUCAGACUUGUGCUACUCUUUGUAAGAACACUGGUUUUUUGUUGCUACCAAAUAAUGUGACUGUAAAGGUGACGUUGACAUCGAUUACCAACUUUGCUGAAUGGGUCAAAAUGCAUUCCCAAUGGCUCAUGUACCAGCAGAUGUGGGGCAAUUAUGGGAAGGUUAAUUCACCUGCUGGUCCUUCCUCUGGAAUGCCACCCUUGGUACCUUUGGCUCCUGAGAAAAGAGUUUCCAAUGCACACGUACCUUCUGUAAAUAAGAAGGCUCCAGUUAUUGUCAAGGCUAGCAACGUUGACAUUAAAGCAUUUAAAAAUAGUGAUGAGAUUUUUGAGACGUUUACUAAUUUGUUUGGCAAAAUUCAGACUUCGGCUAUUGCAUCCAUUAAUUCUGAAGGUAAAGCCGUGGUGAUUUUUAAGGUGCCUGAUUUGGAAGAAGCAAGGAAGGUUAAAAGGGAUUUUGACUGGUAUACAUUUCCUGGAACUCCUCCAGAAAUCACCUUCCCUUGA
This is a messenger RNA of Magnusiomyces paraingens, 1536 nucleotides long. RefSeq lists its product as uncharacterized. Bases 1 to 1536 code for a protein of 511 amino acids. Lineage: Eukaryota; Fungi; Ascomycota; Dipodascomycetes; Dipodascales; Dipodascaceae. The record is from RefSeq and is a predicted model, not a curated record. Gene Ontology annotation, molecular function: RNA binding. The transcript has 4 exons.